This is a messenger RNA of Coregonus clupeaformis (lake whitefish), 2344 nucleotides long. RefSeq names its product interferon-induced protein 44. The record is from RefSeq and is a predicted model, not a curated record. The transcript has 8 exons. The coding region runs from base 131 to 1228 and encodes 365 amino acids. Lineage: Eukaryota; Metazoa; Chordata; Actinopteri; Salmoniformes; Salmonidae.
ACACACUUCUCUACUGAGAAGCAGAUAGGUAAUGCUUGCAUGUUAAACUGAACUCAGCUGGGUCAGCGCUAAAAUCUCCAAGCAAACUUCUCACUACUGUUUUUGCAUUAUUUAGGCUACUUUAAGUAACAUGUCCUUCGGCGGCUUCAUGCAACCUGUUAAGGUAGGCCUAACUGAGAUUUCUGCACCAGUUUUUGGUGGGGGUACAUCUUUCUCAGUAUUACCGUUAGUCUCUGAAAUCCCAGUGACUACAUCGGCAGGGGACGACAAAUCCAAGUCCAGGAGGAGAAUGACAAAAAACUCUGAGGAGAAUGGGAUAAACUCAUCUGGGGGUUUUGCAGGCCUGCCAGGGGCAGAACAGUGGCAAAGUAAGAUGGAGUCCCCAUGGAGGGAGGUGGCAUGGACUGAGGAUCGCAGGAAGACCCUGAUGGAGUCUAUCAGUUCAUAUAAGCCUGGUUGUGAGGCUGUGUCUGAGGCUCGGGUUCUGCUGCUGGGGCCUGUCGGAGCCGGCAAGUCCAGCUUCAUCAGCUCUGUUCAGUCAGUCUUCACAGGAAGAGUCACUAACCGGGCCAUGGUUGGCUCUUCCUCUGCCAGCUUCACCAAAAAGGUAGAGCUCAAGUUGUUCAACAUCUGUAGGCAGAGUCCGGCGCAGCCUACUGCGCUGGUCCUGUGUGAUGUCAUGGGUCUGGGAGAUGGGGAGACCGCUGGACUAACCCUCCAUGACACUCUGGCUAUCAUCAAAGGCCAUGCACCCGAGGGACACAAGUUCAGUCCUGAGCAGCCUGUGAGAUCGGAGACUGUGGGCUAUGUGAAGAAGCCGUCCCUUAAAGACAAGGUCCACUGUGUGGUCUUUGUGGUGGAUGCUUCUAAAGUGUCCAGCUACACCAAAGGCCUAGGCGCCACCUUCCAACAGCUCCGAGAACACAUCAGUGACCUGGGUGUGCAUCAAGUGGCACUGCUGACACACGUGGACCAGGUGUGUCAGGAAACCGCCCGUGAAAUCACCCAGGUGUACAACAGCCGGAUCGUUCAGCAGACGAUUAAUAAGGCGGGGGCUCUGCUUGGCAUGUCCACCUCCUACAUCGUCCCGGUGAAGAACUACUCGUCUGAGCUGGACGUUGAUGAGAACACAGACAUCCUUCUGCUCAGUGCUGUGGACCACAUCCUGCAGUAUGUGGAUCUGCACUUCCAGGACUGUGCAGCAACAGAGCCUAACCUGUCUCAUUAAAAAGGCUGUGAAAUGCUGUGUAAUAUAAAAAUGUAUAACAUAUGUUUAUCAUGUUUUAUAACUUGCUUACCUUAUUGUUAACUUGUUAACAGAUGUCUUGCUUUGAGUAAAACAAAUGUCUAAGAGCCAUUUUGAACUGUGUAUAUGUUGUCUGUCUAAGGAUUUCUUAACCUGUUUUGUACACUAGGGGCACUCUCACAUGGGGUUAUGGGUCACUGGCCACAUGUAUAUAGGUACAACGUGUUAGCUUAGCACAGGUGAGCAAGUAUGGUUAGCUGCAGCCCAAUAUGGUGACCGGAGUAUGGGCGAGUGGGUGUGUCAAAAAGAGUGGGUGUAUGGAAAGCGAAUCAGCUAAUUGGGCAGAUUUGUUUUCACUCAAGACCGUUUUGCAUGACUAAUUUGACUACACGACCAGUUGAUAAACCGGCAACGGAAACCAGUGCACCGGGUGUUGAAUCAUUGUGCCUGCCGACUUGAUGUGCUUCCUACUUCGUGUCAAGGUUGUGUCGCUAACGUGACCAUUUCUUUCUCUCACAUUAUUUUAUUUCAAGUAGCAUAGCAACUUACACAAGAAAUAACUAAUAUUGAUAACCAUCUAGAUGUCACCUUGAUUCAUACAUACAGUCUACUACUCAAUGGGGAGGGCAUGAACGGCAACAACAAGGGUAGAGUGACGUUCGCUCCCGCUUGACAAUUACUACUGUCUGGCAACAGCGUGGGAAGUAGCUACCUAGUAGCCAAUAUCAGGAUGACAGCUGUACAUUCAUUCCAUGCAUGAAGUACACCCAUCAUCAAUACUUUUAAUAAAAAAAAAACAAUCAUCAGUUUUAUAACUGAAAAUGUACCAUUAUUUUUUGUGUGUAAAACUGACAGUGAAAAAUGACUCAGACUCAUCCUCUGGCUUAAAAACAAAGUCCAAACUCGCACUGUAUGGUAGGUCAAUGUAAGGUGGUUGCAAGGUAAGAAAUGGAAGAAGAAAAAUACACAGCUCAAUGAAAAUAGUCUAACCCACGUGUCAAACUCAUUCCACGGACGGCCGAGGGUCUGCUGGUUUUCGCUCCUCCUUUGUACUUGAUUGAUGAAUGAAGGUCACUAAUUAUUAAAGAACUCCCCUCA